AUGAAACUGGAACAACCUUCACUCGUGGUUGCUUUCAAAGAUUUACCACAUUUUCGAAGACAAAUAUUAGCGCAUAAUGCUAUUCGGCUUUUGAAGAAUUCCACUGAUGCCAAUGGAUUGUCAAAGGAAGAAAUAGCUACAAUAAAAUUAUAUGUAUCUUGUUUUUUUCUUUAUCUUCCUCUCAAUGAAGCACUUCGUAGUGAACAAUAUGAACAAAUUAAACCUUGGUUUCCAUAUCUAAAACUUUUUCAUAAUGCUGUAUAUAAAUUACCUAAACGUGCAGGAGUACAUUGUCGUGUAGUAAGUGGUAAUAACAAAAUUGAUCUGUAUCAAGUCGAUUCCUUCGUAACUUGGGUAAGUAAUAAAAUUAAAAGAUUUUUUAUUUCAAUUAAAGUGAUCUGA
This is a messenger RNA of Rotaria sordida, 402 nucleotides long. Lineage: Eukaryota; Metazoa; Rotifera; Eurotatoria; Philodinida; Philodinidae. The record is from the annotation of a GenBank genome assembly.